AUGGAAGGCAGUACAAUUCAUACAGCACCGAGUACCUCUGAAGAGAGUUUAAAGAUUGCUGGUUCUGCUGCUUCUUUAUUUCACGAUUCUAUGCAGAGUCCCUUUGAUUCUUUAUUUUCACCCGCAAAUGAUUCCAACCCUACAGCUGAUUUAAAUAUAACGGAAUCAACACAACAGUAUGAUGUGGCAGGUUUGAAUUACGGCGAGCAGUAUUCUUCCACGCAAGCGAUUGGAAGUACUGAAAUAACAGCAGAUCCCAAAACUAAUGUUACACAGUAUUACGACUAUACGGAACAUGGCUAUGAUGGCAGUGGCCAGGAUUAUUCGCAAUACUAUUACCCGCAACAAUAUCAUUAUGAUCCGAAAGAAGAACAAGAAGUCAAUAUAGUUCACCAAAAUAACAAUGAUAUAUUUGAAUAUCAACCACAAGAUUUAGAAGGUCCCCAAAAGACAGAAUUGUCUCAAGUAGACCAACCUAUAUUUGAAUAUCAACCACAAGAUUUAGAAGGUCCCAAAAAGACAGAAUUGUCUCAAGUAGACCAACCUACAUCCCAGAUAGCAGAUAAUUCACAAAUUUCGUCGGAAUUAGAUGCUUCUAAAGAGUCAGAGGAAACUGCUGACUUAACCAAUCAAGCUACAAACAAAGAUACAGGUAAAUUGGAUGAUUUGGAUGAUUUAGUUUUGGGACAUACGACAUCUGGGACCUCUGAGGCACAUGUAUCCUCAAGCACACACGAAGAAUCUACUGUUGAACCUGAAGCCAACCAAGCUAUGAAUGAUCCAUCCUUGAAUUUUCAAUAUUAUUCUACUGAGCAAGAUUAUUCAUAUGACUACGGAUAUGAAAAAUGGAGCACAAACGAUUCAGUCAACCAAUAUCAAACUUAUGAUACUUCUCAAGUUGCAACUGGCAUUGAGGAUGUAAAUAACCAGCAUACUCAAUAUCCCUCGGUUAACACCCAAGAAUAUUCAUCUGAUACAUAUACGCAAUACGAUGGAACUAAUACCAGUAAUUUUAACUAUCCUUACACCGGACACAGUACUAGUCAAUCGACUAUCGAUGGAAUAUCUGGAAUUCACCAAUCUACCCAUCAGUAUCCAAACUAUGAUUCAAAUCAAUCUACAGUUGUUAAUACACCACCGCCACAAUCUUAUUCACCAUUUUCGGCGAAACAACAGUAUGAGACUGAUAGUACGAAUAUUGUAAAUGAUCCUUUAGGAAGGUCUAAAGGGUGUCCUAUUGUCGCCUUUGGUUUUGGGGGCAAAGUGUUCACCAUGUUCCCUCGUACUGUCCAACGUUUUACUAGUACGGACCAAAGUACACCAAUUACAAAAUAUGCACCAGGUGCUUUGAUAAUUCGUACUUUAAAGGAUAUAAUCCCAUUAUCAGACAUUGAAGAUUUCCCUGGCCCUCUUCUUAUGGAUAAUAAUCGAGGAGGCGCGAAAGCAAAAAGAAAACAUGUAAUAAAAUACUUAAACGAUCAAAUCAAAGUUGCGGAAGAUAUGCUGAACUCUUUUGUCGGUGAAGAAGUUGAAAAAAGGAAUCCAAAAGUUGAAGAAGCCGUACGCUGCAUUUUGGUACCAUCUGUUACUAAAACGGAACAUUACGAGUCAAAUUUUACAGUUCCAGCUGAUUCUAGCUUUGAUUCUACACAAAGCUUACCGGAGUCGUCCACACCUCCAUCUUUGACGUACUCUAUUUCUCCAAAAGCCAUCGACACAUUACAAGAACUAUUAAUUAAAGGAGACCGUAUUGCAGCCAUAAAUCACGCAAUGAAUAACAAUUUAUGGACUCAUGCUCUGAUAAUUGCGAGUUGCGUCAACAAAGACCAAUGGAAAGAGGUUGUAAAUGGUUUUAUAAAACAUGAAUUGGGCUCCCAGCCUAAUGAUACUUCACAAUCUAACGGGAGAGAAUCUUUAAGGGUUUUGUAUUCUUUAUUUGCUGGACACGGGCAGAACUCCGCUCAGCCUGCUACCGCAACAACAUUCCCCCCCAUUUCUUUAGCAACAAAUAUUGCACAGUUAAAUCCUUCUUCGAGCGUACAGUAUAAUCCUGUACCCAUAAACACUUUAUAUUCUUCUGCUACAUGUGAUGCUCCAAUUGAGAGUUUGAAAAAAUGGCGUGAAACUUUGGCUAUUAUUUUAUCAAAUAGAUCACCAGGUGAUAAUCAGGCAAUGUCGGCCUUAGGAGACAUGCUAAAAGAGUUUGGAUGGAUUACUCUUGAUUCUUUAUGGGAUUCCCUGGAAGUUAAAUUCAAUAAGUUUGUUGCAGGUGAUGCCGUGGAUGAAAAUGGACAGAAACCAUCAUCAAUAUCUCAAGAGACUGUUGGACCUUUCUCCCACUUUAGUGCUAUUACUCAGCAGACUUCAGAUGUUCCAUCACGUAGUGUAUCAGCAGCUGAGUUUAGAUCGAUCCCUGAUUCAAGUCAUGAAGCGCGACGUUCAACUACACCCAGUGCAAGAUUACAAAAACAAAUAAAUGGAUAUCAACGAAGAUCAUCAACACCUGGUGUUGGUGUACAAACUGCUGAAUACACAAAUAGUGGCUAUAAUUAUAAUGGAUAUAGUCCCUCAGCUUCUGAUGGACAAAUCUCAAUGUCACCUGUACCGGAAGAUAAAUCAUCUUAUAUUACAUCGCCCAUAAAUAAUAGCACUGGUCAUUUCGGAACCUCCGAUGUACAGGGUACUGGCAGCAAAGAACAGCACAUUGGUUUACAAUCGAGUUCUGAAAACGGACAUUCAUAUGGGUCUGUUCCAUAUGGUCAACAGUCAACACAAGGUGAAUAUAAUUACUCAUCAUGGCCGGACAAUUCAGGCAUAGACACAAGUAAGCAACAGAUGUAUUCGUAUUACCAACCAGUUGGGAAUUCUGAUACGUCUUAUACAAAUGAUUCUGGAUGGUGGAAUAAUCCCAGCCCUUAUACCAAUGACAAUUAUUCAAAUCAAGAACAAAUUACAAAUAAUAACGAUGGGGGAGGGGAAUUUAUUUCGCCCAUGGACAAUAGUAACCCAUUAUUCACACCAACUUCAGCACCACAAAGUAAUACAGCAGUUCGUAAUAACGAAUGGGAUAAUAUAGAAGAUGACUUAGGAUUAGGAAAUAAUGCUUUUAAUGCCAAAAAGAAAGAGAAACAAACGGAUGAUAAUAGCCAGGAAUCGACAGAGAAUGUCACUCAGCAACCAGAAACGCCAAAAGAUGAGAGAAAAGAAGAGAAGACGGGAUGGUUUGGGAGAUGGUUUGGAAAGAAAGAAGGCGGUGGUAAAGCUGCUAAUUUGGGAGAAGAAAGUUCGUUUUAUUUCGAUCCGGUUCAAAACAGAUGGGUCAACAAAAAGGGUGGUACAGAUACACCUACAACUUCAACACCCCCACCUCCGCAACCAACACGCGCUAAAACUACAUCACCUACACCAUCUGCGCCAAUGAUGAACUCAAAUUCAAACAUGCCAUCAAUUCCACCGCCAAGUACCAGUAGACAAUCGUUACCGCCUCUAAAUACACCAGGCGGAAAUGUUUCAACACCACCAGUUAAACAGAGAA
Molecule: messenger RNA, 3535 nt
Organism: Racocetra fulgida
Lineage: Eukaryota; Fungi; Glomeromycota; Glomeromycetes; Diversisporales; Gigasporaceae
Source: the annotation of a GenBank genome assembly